AGCGCGUGUGUUGGGAAGGAUUAGUUUUACGAAGUGAGUGAUGAUAAGUUUGUUUGCCGCCGUAUUUUAAUCAGCGCUGAUAAAGACAAAACAAAAUUCCUUUAAAAGUUAAUUUCCAUUUAUCUUUCAUUAGCGCUCGUGCUUUUGUGGUGUACGGUAAUUUUAGACUAUUAAAUAAGUAAUCCAUUAAAAGAUGGCGGUCGAAUGGGGAUACAGCUCGAAAAAUGGUCCAUUGACGUGGUCGGAAUGUUUCCCCGCGGCGAAAGGCGAGAGGCAAAGCCCGAUCGACAUCAACCCGGACGAAUUGAAGACCUUCGUGCCGACGCAGAAACUCACCUGGAAGUACAUCCCCGAGAACACGGAGAGGAUCACCAACACCGGCAACGGUUGGAAGGUGGAGGUUAACGGAUCCGGUUCGGAACUGAGCGGGGGGCCGCUAAAGGACAAGUACGUCUUGGAGCAGUUCCACUGUCACUGGGGAGGUUCCGACACCGAAGGGUCCGAGCACACGAUCAAUGGGAAGAAGUACGCGGGGGAGUUGCACUUAGUGCACAGGAACACCAGGUAUAGCUCCGUUGAGGAGGCGCUGAAACACCCCGAUGGAUUAUGCGUUUUAGGAAUUCUGCUACAGCCUGGAAAAAAUCACUACGAGUUCAACAAAGUAGUUGCGCAAGUCCACAACGUCCAAUUUAAAGACCAAGCGAAACCGGUAGGCAUCCCCAUCGACCCGAGCGCGUUUAUCCCCGAAAACAGCGCAUAUUGGACCUACCAAGGCUCACUGACCACGCCCCCCUGCCACGAGUGCGUGGUUUGGGUGCUAUUCAAACAGCCGAUCGAGGUUUCGCAGGAGCAGCUGAAAACCUGUCGAAUGCUGAGGAAUUACUGCAAGGAGGGAAUGUGCCCGAUCGACAAGCACGAGGGAUUCGUCAUGGCGAAUUUCAGACCUCCGCUGCCGGUCGGAAGACGCGAAGUACUCGAAUGCACGCACUAGUGACUAGGAAUACCUACAUUUUAAUGCAACGCACAAUAUUUGUGGUUUACACUGUUUGCCAAAUAUAUUUUUAGAUUAAU
Molecule: messenger RNA, 1071 nt
Organism: Photinus pyralis (common eastern firefly)
Lineage: Eukaryota; Metazoa; Arthropoda; Insecta; Coleoptera; Lampyridae
Product: carbonic anhydrase 2-like
Exons: 7
Coding region: 194-991 (265 amino acids)
Cellular component (GO): cytoplasm
Molecular function (GO): zinc ion binding; carbonate dehydratase activity
Source: RefSeq, a predicted model, not a curated record